AUGCACCUUAUUCUCACAGGGGCAACCGGGCUAGUCGGGUCUUCAGUGCUCGACGCCAUGCUCAAAAACGCAGCAGUGUCCAAGAUAUCAAUUUUGAGCCGAAGCCCCGUGAAAAUGGCAGAAGACGCAAAAGACCCACGUGUUCAAGUCAUCACCCACACAAACUUUGAAUCAUACAAACCAGAGCUGCUCGAUCAAUUGAAAGAUGCGGAUGGAUGUGUUUGGGCCCUAGGGACAAGCCAAACCAAUGUCACCAAAGAGCAAUACGUCAAAAUCACCAAAGAUUAUACCCUGGCAGCUGCAAAUGCAUUUUCCACAAUCAAGCCGUCAGACCAUCCCUUCCGAUUCAUCCAUGUAUCUGGCGAAGGCGCCACGCAAACUCCCGGGCGAUUCUCACCGAUCUUUGCGAGAGUAAAGGGCGAGACUGAAUCGCUUCUCGGAACGCUGUCAGAGCUAAAGCCGGCCUUUCGGGUCGAUAGCGUGAGGCCUGCUUUCGUUGAUCCGGUGACACACGUCGCCAUAAAGCCGUAUAUUCCGUCUGCUGGAAUGACUGGAAUUGUCUCGAAUAUUGGCCUGGCUGUGCUUGGCCCCAGUAUACGAUAUCUCAUGAAGUCGAUGCAUUCUCCAACGGAGCACCUUGGGUCGUUCUUGACGGAAAUGGCGACGGGACGCUAUGAGGGGAAAUUGGAGGGUCCGGGGGUAUUCAGAUUAGGGGGAGGUUAUGUCGUUGGGAACGUUGGUAUGCGGAGGAUUUUGGGGCUAUGA
Penicillium verrucosum is the source of this 765-nucleotide messenger RNA. Its product is annotated as putative nucleoside-diphosphate-sugar epimerases. NCBI's taxonomy places the organism in Eukaryota, Fungi, Ascomycota, Eurotiomycetes, Eurotiales, Aspergillaceae. The coding region runs from base 1 to 765 and encodes 254 amino acids. The transcript is spliced from 2 exons. The record is from RefSeq and is a predicted model, not a curated record.